AGAACAAGAAUAUGAAAAACUUAAAAAAUUAAUUAAAAAUAUAGAGAUGUUUAUUGAUCCUGAAGAAAAGCAACAGAUUUUGGAAAUCAUUGGAACUCUUGCACGAGGUGUUAGAGGUGGUUGGUUUCAAGAUUCACGUGUCGCUAUUAUAUUAUGUCAAUUAGGAACCCUUGUUAGCGAUAUUGACGACUUAAUUCGAAAACUAGUCCAAGAUUUCAAGGAUCGUGUAUCAGGAGGCGAAGCAAAAUUAUUUGCAAAUAUAUUCAUUUCAUCAUUAAAAAAGUCUCAUGAACUUUACGUGGACAGUCACGUUGAGACAAUGAAUGGAACUACAUCACUUGCUCGUCUUUGUGCAAAUGCAUUGCAAUUACGAGAAACCAAUGAUAAGGCGUCACGCAAGAAUACUGAUUGUUUUGUUGAUUUUCACCAUAAAGGAAUUUCGUUUAUUACUUCAAUGAUAACGAAAUUCAGAGUACUUGAUAAAAGUGAGGAAGUUACGAAAUCAAUUAAGUUCUUCAAGAUUUUAAACACGUUUAUCGGAGGAAUGAAUGUUAAUGGUGCUCGACAAAUAUACUCAAUUCUUCAACAAGAAAUGAAUGUUCAUGAGAUUAGCCCGUCAGAAUUGGAUAAACAAUGGGAACCUUAUUAUUUGUACGUGCAGAAGCUUAAUAACAUAUUAACGAAAGGAGGAGUUAGGAUAGGUAAUAAACGAUCCGCACCAGUUGAUGAUGAUGUUGAGAACUUGAGGUCUCCAAAGAAAAGAAAGCCUCCCACCAACAAAGAGGAUGAAAGAAAUGAGGGAUCAGAUAGUGGUGAAAGUUUUCAAAGUCUGACCGAUGUCCGUACCAAGAAGAAGGGAUUGAAAGCUCAUUGGUAA
Messenger RNA from Funneliformis caledonium, 877 nucleotides. NCBI's taxonomy places the organism in Eukaryota, Fungi, Glomeromycota, Glomeromycetes, Glomerales, Glomeraceae. The record is from the annotation of a GenBank genome assembly.